AGUUGGUUUGGCCUCGACGUUUUGAUUUUUCUGAGAGCUCCUUUCGUCGCUCGAGGACGUCGCGUUCUUCGUGGAAUUUACUGAAAUUUUGAAUUUCUGUAGAGCCGGAGGACUCGUCACGAUUGUUGGAUUCAUCCGGAACUAGACGAUCGAGUGCCAGAAUUUCUUUGAGUCGAUGAGGAAGAGCUCCCAGGAUAUCAUGGAUCCGGACGAGGCACCUUAUGUGGUCAAUAUGCAUCAGUCUGAUGCUUUGGAGCUCGUGAAAUCCGGUGCAAUGCUUUUGAUUCUUGGCAUGCCUGCCAAUUCUUCUUUCGGCCUCAAUACGCAGAUGUUUCUUGUAGGACCCAAUUUCAAAGGAGUCAAGAUGUUGUUGCCAGGACCGCAUUUCGUAUAUUAUAGCGCGAGAAGCAAACACGGCGGCGAUGCAUCACCAGUGACAGGGUUUUUCAUUCAUGCUUCUCCUUCCGAGGUGAUUGUGCGGAAGUGGGACACACAGGAGGAACGGCUGGUUAAGUUUUCAGAUAGCAGCGAGGAAGAAGGAUUCGCCAUGGCUGCUAGAAAUUUGGAAUAUGACCGACAGCUGGCACCCUAUGACUUAGAUCGUCACAAGAUAUGGCAGAGUCUCACAAACUUCAUAUCUCCAACGGUUAUUGAAAAAAUAGAACCUGUUGAUGGCGACAUAUCAGUUAUGGCUGAGGCUUCACUCGUACAGCAUGCCCCAAAGACCGUUGCUGAAAAGCGGUUAUUUGAGCAAUUAAGAAAAAACACGGAUCUGCAAGGGCCUGAAGAACCUUUAAAAGUAGACAAAGAGAAUGAUAGUCGCAUCUCAUCAUCAAUAUCAAAUAGCACUAAAGGUCAGGCAGAGAGUAAAAGUAGCGGUAGAUGUUUCUACACUCACUUGCCUCACCUUAUAAAAAAAGCAGGCAUGUCUGCCUCAGAAUUAACAGCAAUGAACAUUGAUAAGAGUCAAGCUUUAGAGAGUAUUCUACAAAAGGACUUCGAUGGGCAAGAAGAGUUGCUUCUGGGUGAACUCCAAUUCUGUUUCAUUGCCUUCCUUAUGGGCCAGUCACUUGAAGCUUUCGGUCAGUGGAAAGGAAUCGUGAGCCUUCUUCUCAGAUGUGAAGAUGCGCCUUUGCGAAUGCGGACGACCUUUUUUAGUAAGUUUUUGGGGGUUAUAUAUUGGCAGCUGAAGCAGAGUUUGCAGCCUGAAAAGAAAGGGCCCAACGAUUACUUAAUUUUGAUGGAUGAUGGUUGGUUGGCGGACGAUAACUUUUUCAGAUUGCUUUUGAAGGACUUUUUAAACAUGUUGAAAGAUGCCACUCCCGUCAAUGGCGAGCUUCUACGACAGGUGAAACGACUGAGAAAACUUUUUGAGACAACCUUGGGAUGGAUUUUUGACAUGGACAGCAUCGUAGGCGAAGAAGAAGACGAGUACGCACCUGUCAUUGUAUAUGAUGAAGAUAGCGCAAUGAGGGAGUCAACUUACGCCUGAUCACCAACACCGGAGGAGCUGCGAAUGGAACCCGGAGACUUGGCCUGGAUAUCGCCCUUUUGGCAGGUCCUCCAUGUCCCCAAGACAUAUACACCUCGUAGACCCUGAAUCUGUCUUCAUAUGUUUUUAUGUCAAGAUGCAUCGGUUGAAUCUGUUGAAAGGAUAGUGCACAUUGCGUCUCGUAUAUACGAAUAUGGAACUACGUAACGCUGUGCCGUAGGUGUCAGUAGGCAUGUUGUAUGUGGUUCCUGCUCCAAAGAAUCACCAGGACUCUAUCCAGUUGCUCUCCGGCUUGAACUAAAGAGAGCUACUCACGUUUUUGGCCUGUUUCUAGCAUCUUGUUUCUGAACAAAUAGAUCAUUCACCUACAUCUUUAUAAAGCACAUUUUUCGAGCAUGUCUCGGGACCAUUUGG
Marchantia polymorpha subsp. ruderalis is the source of this 1906-nucleotide messenger RNA. Lineage: Eukaryota; Viridiplantae; Streptophyta; Marchantiopsida; Marchantiales; Marchantiaceae. The record is from the annotation of a GenBank genome assembly.